Molecule: messenger RNA, 672 nt
Organism: Racocetra persica
Lineage: Eukaryota; Fungi; Glomeromycota; Glomeromycetes; Diversisporales; Gigasporaceae
Source: the annotation of a GenBank genome assembly
AUGCCAAAAAAUAAUUUUUUUUUGAGUGAUACAAUGAUGAUAGCAGAAUCUUAUGGAGGAAAAUGCCUUUCCAAAGAAUAUAUCAAUUGUGAAAUUCCAAUGCUUUGGGAAUUGGCCAAAGAACUGGCAUGCGCUAAAAAUGGAUGGUGUAUUUUUGAGAAUUACGUUAAUAUUAACUCACCUCUUUUAUGGAAAUGUGAAAAUAGUCAUUGGUUUCUCCUUUCUCUUUCAAAUGUCAAAAAUGGAAAAAAUUGGUGUCAUGAGUGUAUAAAACUUGGACUUGAAUUUGCCCAGAAUCUUGCAAAUAAAAGGGGUGGGACAUGUCUUUCUAGUUCUUAUCAUAACAGACGUACUCUGCUAUCUUGGAAAUGUUCUAAAGGACAUUCAUGGUUUGCUCGAAUCGAUAGUAUUCAAAGAGGGACUUGGUGCCCACAUUGUGUAGGUAAGUCUGAGAAACUUGACAUUGAAUAUACGAAAGAAUUAGCACGUAGCAGAAAUGGAGAGUGUUUAUCCGAUAACAAGAACUAUUGGUGUCCAUAUUGCGCUAGCACAAAACUUGAUAUUUCGGUAGCCAAAGCUAUUGCAUAUAGUCGAGGAGAGAAAUGCUUAACGGAUUCUUAUACCAAUUGCAAAAGCCAGUUACUCUGGAGAUGCAAUAAAAACCAUCAAUGA